AUGAGGAACAUCUGGAGCCGCAGCCGCACAUCUGGUCCCGGGGCUGCCGCGUCUCCUCGCGGGCCGGCCCGGGCGCAGCCUCGAGUGGUCCUUAAGCGCUUGCGGGGGGGAAAGGGGGGCGCCCAGGGAACGCCCCAAAUCCCCUCAACCCUGGCCGAGCGCCCCUCCCGGGUCCUACCGAAACUCGGCGGGGUUCGCCGGGCCCAGUCGCCCCCCGCCCCGGACGGGGGCCCCCCGGAGGUCGGGGAAGAGAGGGGGAAGAAAUCCGAGAAACAAGCCGCUCGGGGAGAACCAGACAAACCGGGUUCGGGCUGGCUGGGCGGGCGCCGCCGCCAGGGCGGGGCUGGCCGGGCCGGGCCUGGGCCCCCGGGAAUUGGGGGGCAGUCCCGGCCCGACCUGGCCCGAACCGAACUGGACCAAGCCGAACCGGGCCGAAUUGGAGUGGACCGAACUGGACCGAACCGAACCGAAUUGGACCGGACAGAACCGAGCCGGACUGAAUUGGACCGGACAGAACCGAACUGGACUGAACCGGACCGGACCGAAUUGAACCGGACAGAACCGAACCGGACUGAAUUGGACCGAACCGAACUGGACCGAAUAGAACCGGACCGAAUAGAACCGGACCGAACAGAACCAAACCGGACUGAAUUGGACCGGACAGAACUGGACCGAACCGAACCGAACAGAACAGAACAGAACCGAACUGGACCGAACAGAACCGGACCGGACCGAAUUGGACCGGACAGAACCGAACCGGACAGAACUGGACCGAACCGAACCGGGUCCAAUUGGGCCGAACCGGACCGAACCGAGCCCUCAAAUUCCCCCGGGGAAGGGCGCGGCGUGCAAGGGUCGCCCCAGCUCGCCGCGCCGCGCCUCAACGCGCAAUUCGGGGUCCCCGGGCCCCGGGAGCCGCGCUUGGGGGCGGUCCCGCACGGCCCCGCAGCCCCCACCCGCGCCGGCUGCUCCACACAAACUUUCCGUCCCGCUCGCGCCGGCCCUCCUCCGCGCCCCGCGCCGCCCGCUCGGCUCCCCGCUCCGCUCCGCUCCGGCCCGGCUCGGCUCGGCUCAUUCCACGCAUUCCGGCCCGGCCCGGCCCCUCCUCUCCCCGCGACCCCCCUGCCCGGCUCCCUCGGGCCCGGCCCGGCCCGAGCGCCCCCCCUCGAGUUCCGACCAGCCUCCAGCCGCCCAGUGGGCUCAGGCCCAGAGCCCAGCGCAGCCAGCACAAUAGCGUCCAACAGCUGGAACAGCAGCGGCAGCCCCGGGGAGGCCCGGGAAGAUGGGUCCGAGGGCCUGGACAAGGGGCUGGACAACGACGCGGAGGGCGUGUGGAGCCCCGACAUCGAGCAGAGCUUCCAGGAGGCCCUGGCCAUCUACCCGCCCUGCGGACGCCGCAAGAUCAUCCUGUCGGACGAGGGCAAGAUGUACGGUCGGAAUGAGCUGAUUGCACGCUAUAUUAAACUGAGGACAGGGAAGACUCGGACGAGAAAACAGGUGUCCAGCCACAUACAGGUUCUAGCUCGGAAGAAGGUGCGGGAAUACCAGGUUGGCAUCAAGGCCAUGAACCUGGACCAGGUCUCCAAAGACAAGGCACUGCAGAGCAUGGCGUCCAUGUCCUCGGCCCAGAUUGUCUCAGCCAGCGUCCUGCAGAACAAGUUCCGCCCGCCCUCCCCUCUGCCCCAGGCCGUCUUCUCCUCUUCCUCAAGGUUCUGGAGCAGUCCUCCUCUCCUGGGACAGCAGCCUGGACCCUCUCAGGACAUCAAGCCCUUUGCACAGCCAGCCUACCCCAUCCAGCCGCCCCUGCCUCCCACGCUCAGCAGUUACGAACCCCUGGCCCCACUGCCCCCAGCUGCUGCCUCUGUGCCCGUGUGGCAGGACCGAACCAUCGCCUCGUCCCGCCUGCGGCUCCUUGAGUACUCGGCCUUCAUGGAGGUGCAGCGGGACCCCGACACGUACAGCAAACACCUCUUUGUGCAUAUCGGCCAAACGAACCCCGCCUUCUCAGACCCGCCCCUGGAGGCCGUGGACGUGCGCCAGAUCUACGACAAAUUCCCCGAGAAGAAGGGGGGGCUGAAAGAGCUCUAUGAGAAAGGCCCCCCCAAUGCCUUCUUCCUCGUCAAGUUCUGGGCUGACCUCAACAGCACUAUCCAGGAGGGUCCGGGCGCCUUCUACGGGGUCAGCUCGCAGUACAGCUCAGCCGACAGCAUGACCAUCAGCGUCUCCACCAAGGUGUGCUCUUUCGGCAAGCAGGUGGUGGAGAAGGUGGAGACUGAGUACGCCAGGCUGGAGAAUGGACGCUUCGUGUACCGCAUCCACCGCUCGCCCAUGUGCGAGUACAUGGUCAACUUCAUCCACAAGCUCAAGCACCUGCCGGAGAAGUACAUGAUGAACAGUGUGCUGGAGAACUUCACCAUCCUGCAGGUGGUCACGAGCCGGGAUUCCCAGGAGACCCUGCUCGUCAUUGCGUUCGUCUUUGAGGUCUCCACCAGUGAACAUGGGGCACAGCACCACGUCUACAAGCUUGUCAAGGACUAGGGUGCCCUCUGCCACUGCUGGGCCUGGGACGGGCAUCUUCUCCACAUCCCCUGCCUGGCCCCGCACCUCCGGGGCAUCCAGGAUUCUGGACUCAGCCUUGACCCAGGAGGCCUCCCCACACCCCCGCCACACACACUCCCUGCCACUGUUCUGCGCUUUACUUGUGGGCGGAGAAGGGGGGGUUCUGGAUCUUUUGCCACCCUGCUCUGCCCCACUGAUG
Molecule: messenger RNA, 2758 nt
Organism: Suncus etruscus (white-toothed pygmy shrew)
Lineage: Eukaryota; Metazoa; Chordata; Mammalia; Eulipotyphla; Soricidae
Gene: TEAD3
Product: TEA domain transcription factor 3
Exons: 16
Coding region: 1-2538 (845 amino acids)
Biological process (GO): hippo signaling; positive regulation of transcription by RNA polymerase II; embryonic organ development
Cellular component (GO): transcription regulator complex
Molecular function (GO): RNA polymerase II cis-regulatory region sequence-specific DNA binding; DNA-binding transcription factor activity, RNA polymerase II-specific
Source: RefSeq, a predicted model, not a curated record